UACAUUGGGCAAUGUGGCAGCAGUUGAUGCUAAACAGUCGAAAUGAAGCUCAUUUACGCGGCUUGCGUAUUGCUUGGCCUGGCCUUAAGUCACGCCAGUGCCAGCUGCUCGGCUGAUUGUCCCGACACUGAGGAUGUGGUGUGGGCAGUUGGUGGCGGUUGCAGUGUCUUCCGUAAUAAGUGUUACUUCGACAGGGAGAACUGUCACAGGAAGCCGCCACUGACCAUUUCCACCAAGGAGGAGUGUCAAAAGCUCUGCCCUAGUGUCUGCCCACUAAUUUAUCAACCAAUUGGGGGCACCUAUAAGGGCCAAUCAAGACACUUUGGCAAUGCAUGCGAAAAGAUUGUGCACACCUGCCGAACCGGCGAAACUUUCUUGGACUAAAAUGAAAACUUUUAAUUAA
Messenger RNA from Drosophila arizonae, 403 nucleotides. RefSeq names its product U-Kazal-Dg21.2. The record is from RefSeq and is a predicted model, not a curated record. NCBI's taxonomy places the organism in Eukaryota, Metazoa, Arthropoda, Insecta, Diptera, Drosophilidae.